Molossus molossus (Pallas's mastiff bat) is the source of this 1532-nucleotide messenger RNA. It is a transcript of the gene NDUFV3, whose product is annotated as NADH:ubiquinone oxidoreductase subunit V3. Gene Ontology annotation, cellular component: mitochondrion. The transcript has 4 exons. NCBI's taxonomy places the organism in Eukaryota, Metazoa, Chordata, Mammalia, Chiroptera, Molossidae. Gene Ontology annotation, biological process: mitochondrial ATP synthesis coupled electron transport. The coding region runs from base 29 to 1462 and encodes 477 amino acids. The record is from RefSeq and is a predicted model, not a curated record.
UCGCCCAACCCGCUUUCGAGUCACCGCGAUGGCGGCCUUCCUUCUGCUCCGGCAAGGACGCGCCGGAACGCUGAAGACUGUGCUCCUAGAAGGACAAGUGUUUCGAGGACUUGCUUCUACAGCUUCUCUCUCUGCAGAAUCAGGAAAGAGUGACAAGGGACUGCCACCGAAUUCCAAGAAGCAAAGUUCACCAAAAAAUGUAGUGGACCCAAAGGAGAGGGGCAAGCUAUUAACCACCCCAACAGCAGCUGAAUUGUCUAAAAACUUAACUUCACCCAGUUCUUACUCAUCAGUUGUGAAUCAAGGUGGGACAGGUGCUAGCCCUAACCCUGAUGACAGCAUGCUAUUCACAGAUGAAGGGGUUCCAAAGUUUUUGUCAAGGAAGACUUUGGUAGAGUUCCCUCAGAAAGUUCCAUCCGCGUUCAGAGAACAGGGCUCGGAUUCAGAAGCUCUUCAGAAGAGCAGACAGACGGACAGUUCGUCUUCGUCUUCGUCCUCGUCCAGCUCCUCCGAUUCAGAGUCUGAUGAGGAGGAGGAUGGCUCAGAAGUUCAUUCUCAAGUGAUGAGCAAAGGCAAAGGAAGGGUUUUUAAACCAGAGGCCUCCCCUUCCUUUGAAAAGAAAGCCCCCGAAGUUUCGCUGUCAGCCAAAGAGAAGACCUGGUCGUCACAGCCACAGCUGGACCUCACCUCUCCAGAGAAACCUCGUCAGGCAAAGACGAAAGAGACCUCCAGUAAGCCACUGAAGGACAGAAAAGAUGAACCAAGACCCACAGUACCUAAGUCACAAGUAAAUGAAGAGUUUAUGAAGCAAAAUGUAAAGGGAAAAAAACUGCAGAAAAGUUUUAGCUUGAAUAAAAUGCAUAUGGAAAGCCCAAAGCCACUUGAAGUUAAAAAAAUCUCACCUGACCACACAAAAUCAGGAUUGUCUAUGCAGCCAAGUGGUGGCCCCGUGGCCACUCGAUUGACAGAAGAAACCACCACAGGAAGACAGCUGCAAGCAUCUCCUCCUGAGACCAGGGGAAGACAUGUAGACAAACAAGUCCCAGAGCCUGAUGAGGAGGUGGCUUUUUUCCCGUUCAAAAAAGAAAAUGUGGGGAGGCAAAUAAUAGAAGGAAUCUCAAAGGCUAAUGAAGAGAUUUUGGAAGAUCAGGUACCAGUAAAAAAUUUGGAGCCAGCUUCUGUUCAUAAUAAAGAUGUUUUUGACGAAAAGACAGCAGUACUAAAGCUUGAGGCAAAGGGCGAAAUCAUGGAAGACUCAGCAAGCCAAGUGGGAGACCAGGACGACACACAGGGGGCAGAGCCGGUACAAGCCGCCCCUCCUCCUGAGCCGUUUGACAACACCACCUACAAGAAUCUCCAGCAUCAUGACUACACCCCGUACACCUUCUUAGACGUGAACCUGGACCUACUGAGACUGAGGUUGCCUCAGCCCUCUUCCGGCCGAGAGUCACCUCGCCACUGAGAGCUCAGUUCAAUGAUCACCCUUACCUUGUCUGCUGCGUUCUUGCCUGCAAAAUAAAGUCUGCUGAGUC